AUGCCUGUGGAUCUGACACACGCCAAAGCGUUAUAUUUCGACAUCUAUGCCACCUUGAUUGACUGGGAGGCGGGCAUAUAUCCACAGCUCCUCAGUCUCAGCCAACGAGCAGCCUUCCCCGAAAAUCGUCUUGAAGAUACGCCCGAAUCUCGGACCAAAUUGCUCCGCGCCUUCGCUGCUCAUGACAAAGUCGUUGGCCACGAAAAUCCGACCGUCCCGUAUUCGCAAAUCAUCCAGAAGAUCUAUGCUCGAAUCGCACAGGAUCUAGGUGCCGAGGUCAGCCAAGAAGACCAACGUGCUUUUGGAAACAGUAUCGGAGAUUGGCCAGCCUUCCCGGACACGGUCCAAGCGAUGCAAAUUCUGGGCAAGUAUUACAAGCUCUUCGUCCUUAGCAACGUGGACAAUGCAUCCUUCGACAGGACACGUACAGGGCCGUUGAAUGGAGUCCAUUGGGACGGUAUCUAUACUGCAGAGAUGAUCGGCUCGUAUAAACCUAAUCCGAACAACUAUAACUACGUGGUUCAGCGGUUGAAAGAAGAUUUCUCGAUCCCGAAGGACGAAAUACUCCUUGUGGCUCAGAGUCUGGACAUUGAUCACGUCUCAAACAAGGCACUGGGUUUCCGACCCGGGAUUUGGAUAGCUAGAAAUGGGUCUUCGAUGGGAGGCAUCAAGAGGGAGCUAGAGCAGCAGGGUCUGCUUGAACUCGGAGAGACAUAUAGCACCCUUGGAGAGAUGGCCCAAGCGGUAGAGAAGUCUUUUGAGUCAAAAGGUACUUAG
Molecule: messenger RNA, 777 nt
Organism: Exophiala aquamarina CBS 119918
Lineage: Eukaryota; Fungi; Ascomycota; Eurotiomycetes; Chaetothyriales; Herpotrichiellaceae
Product: haloacid dehalogenase, type II
Exons: 1
Coding region: 1-777 (258 amino acids)
Source: RefSeq, a predicted model, not a curated record